Molecule: messenger RNA, 2347 nt
Organism: Spodoptera frugiperda (fall armyworm)
Lineage: Eukaryota; Metazoa; Arthropoda; Insecta; Lepidoptera; Noctuidae
Product: lipase member I
Exons: 2
Coding region: 1046-2134 (362 amino acids)
Molecular function (GO): lipase activity
Source: RefSeq, a predicted model, not a curated record
UAGUUUUAGUAGUAAAAUAAGGAAUUCUUUUUUUACGGUUAGUCGGUACCUAACAGAUGAAUGUUUGAGUUGGCUUGAAAGUACGGCAGGAACCAACCACAGGUAACAUUUGUACCCGUCCAGCGCGUAAUGAAUCACAAACACCGACAACUUCAUUACCAUACAUGUACUCAUUAAAUGUAAAUAAAAUAAAGUAGUUUUGCGGAGCACCCGGAGCCGAAACCUGCAGAUUGUGCACAUGGACGUGGAGCCCCGCUGCAAGCUAAAUCAUCAUCAACAGCCCGUGGAGUCCACUGCAGGACUCAGGUUUAAAGAUCACAGUAUAAAAGUAUCAGGUUUAUCCGAGAGCGCAGCUCGCGAGCCCGGCCUCUGUUCAAGCGUAGUCCCAUAAUCGGUAAUGUAAUAGGGGUGGUUGAAAGUAUAUGUAAUUGGCGAGCAAGUACAAUGUGGCCAAUAAAACCAAAUAUGUGGCUGUGUGCAGUGAUUAUACAGUUCAGCAAAUAAUUUACCAGAAAUCCGUCGGAAGUGACAAACGACUGACAACUGCGCUAUCUGAAGCCAUUACAGUAGUGGCUUGUUAUGUUAGUAGCGACGGAACAAGCCAACAACAUUAACAAAAACCUUAUGAUUUAUAUAAAUACACAAUAGCCGUGCAUAAUAAAUUGCUUGCUAAAUUCACAUCAGUCGCCCCGCGCCCGCGCACCACGCGCGGUACAACGCAGAAGGUUCAAACUGUCGAGAUUUUUUUUUAAUAAUUACGAAUUUUGUACGACAAGACAAAUAAUUAGUGCACUGAAAUUGUGUAAGCUCAAAAUAUGUACACAGGUAACUAUUACACAGGCAACACAUUGGUUUUGUUUAAACAUUCGCCAAUGAGUGCGACUAUUAUUGUGAGCGGUAGUUAUUGGAUGUGAUCAAGAGUGGAUCUUCUCGCGCCGUGUAGGUGUGGGCGCGCGUCCGUGGUUCAGUAUCAAGGGUAUAGUUCGGGCGAUGGUCGGUGUUGUUUAUAACGAAGAGUUACGUAAGCGCGGGCGCAGUGGUGGGCAUGCGACGCGCGCGGAUGGCGGCGCUGGCGACCACGACGCUCGGGCUGGCGGCGCUGGCGCUGGCCGCGCCCCCGCCCCCGGACUCGCUCUCCGUGCUGGGCGCCAUACUGCCGCCCUUCCUCAGCGCGCACUUCGACGACCUGGUGAAGGCCGCCGCAGCAAGCUGCGAGGCGGUGCCCCAGCAGUUGCUGUUCUCCCGCACGCGGACCCUGGAGCUGCCGGCGACGCAGGUGGUGAAGUUCUGGCGCGGCGGGCGGCGCGCGCUCAGCGUGGCGGCGGCGCGCGCGCGGCUGCGGCCCUCCGACGCGCUGGUGCUGUACGUGCCGGGCUGGUGGAACACGCCGGACGAUCCCUCCUCGCAGGCCAUCGUCAACGCACUCAUGACCAAGCACUCCUCCGUGCACCUCCUCGACACUCGACUGUCUUUCUGUAGAGGUUACGUCACCGCCGUAUCUAACGUACCUCCCCUCUCGCAUUUACUUUUCGGUUUCAUAAAGAAGUUACAUAAAUCAGGAUACCCGGUGUCAUCGAUCCACCUGAUAGGCUUCAGUUUGGGAGCACAUGUCGCCGGGUUCACUGGAAAGUUGGUGAGAAAUAAACUAAACACGACACUGGGCCGGAUCACAGCGCUGGACCCUGCGCGGCCGUGCUUCGCGCGGCCCGAGUACCGGCUGGCGCGGGACGACGCGCAGUUCGUGCACGUGAUACACUCCAGCACCGGCGUGCUCGGCAUAGAGGAGCCGCUGGGGCACGCCGACGUGUAUGUGAACGGCGUGCGCGGCCGCCAGCCCGAGUGCCAGGACAGGAGCAUCAGCCUCGAGUGCGACCACGCCCAGGCCUGGAAGCUUUACUCCGCUUCAGCGGUCAACGAAAAGUCGCUAAUGGGCCGGCGAUGUUCCAGUUGGGAGGAGCUGCUGCGGGACGAAUGCAGCGGCAACGAGACGGCGGUGGGGUACUCGUGCAGCAGCGACGAGCACGGCAUGUUCCUCUACAAGUCUAAGUACAAGCCCGCCGCGCCGGAACCACAGCUGCAAGUGUUCAACCCGUUCAACUUACUGCGGUGGCCAUUCCGAGGCGCAGAGACGUGACGAUGUAAUAAACCAAUAAACCACUGGCUACAAGGUGCUCCGCGAGGGUCCAACAUAAAGAAGACGAGAUCUGCUCGAUCGUGUGGGCACCGGCUGCCUCGCUGCUGUGUAAUAUAUAAUAUUGUGAUUCUGUCUGUGAUAUUAGAUGCCUAACCUAAGUGAUUGUUUGUAAAAUAUUGAUGUUUUAUUUGUUUUAAACCAUAUCAAAUAGCA